AUGUUCUACAUAGAAAAAGUUGAUGUUGUUGCUGAUGCUAUUGCAAAGCUGGUUGAAUACAAUACCUCAUAUUCGACAAAGCGUGAUGCGAAGACGGAACUGGGUUCCCAAGUAUUUGCAAAGCUGGAGGAGUUCUUAAGUAGUAUCAAGGAAUCAAUUUCCAAGGCUGAUCUUUUGAAUCGAUCUUCUAUUUCCCAAGAAUCAAUUUCUAAGUUGAUUUCGUCUAUCGAAGCUAAUCUCAAAGCGGAACUUGCUCCCAUCCUUGAGUUGGUUCUUCUUUUACUAACUAAUGCUCCACCCGCAAAGCAAGUGUCACAAAGGGAGGAGAAAUGA
Molecule: messenger RNA, 333 nt
Organism: Lactuca saligna
Lineage: Eukaryota; Viridiplantae; Streptophyta; Magnoliopsida; Asterales; Asteraceae
Source: the annotation of a GenBank genome assembly